AAUAAGGAGACAGCGGUCUGUAUCACCCCCGAGACGUUCCCUUCCACACUGUCGCUUGUCAGGGUAUAAAUGUACGUUUCCUCUCAGCCCACUACCUCAGCCUUUAACUCAGGACGCGGCUACAGGUGCUGAUCUGAUCUCCAUCUGACACCAUGUGCGACGACGAGGAAACCACCGCUUUGGUAUGCGACAAUGGCUCUGGUCUGGUGAAGGCUGGGUUCGCUGGAGAUGACGCACCCCGUGCUGUCUUUCCAUCCAUCGUCGGUCGCCCACGUCACCAGGGUGUCAUGGUUGGAAUGGGACAGAAAGACUCCUAUGUUGGUGAUGAGGCUCAGAGCAAGAGGGGUAUCCUGACUCUUAAGUACCCCAUUGAGCACGGCAUCAUCACCAACUGGGACGACAUGGAGAAGAUCUGGCACCACACCUUCUACAAUGAGCUUCGCGUAGCCCCUGAGGAACAUCCAACCCUGCUUACAGAAGCCCCUCUCAAUCCCAAGGCUAACCGCGAAAAGAUGACUCAGAUCAUGUUUGAGACCUUCAAUGUCCCCGCCAUGUAUGUUGCUAUCCAGGCAGUUCUGUCCCUGUACGCCUCUGGCCGUACCACAGGUAUCGUGCUGGACUCCGGUGAUGGUGUGACCCAUAACGUUCCCAUCUAUGAGGGUUACGCUCUCCCCCACGCCAUCAUGCGUCUGGACCUGGCUGGUCGUGACCUGACAGACUACCUUAUGAAAAUCCUGACAGAGCGCGGCUACUCUUUCGUCACCACAGCUGAGCGUGAGAUCGUACGCGAUAUCAAGGAGAAGCUCUGCUACGUUGCCCUGGACUUCGAGAAUGAGAUGGCCACUGCUGCUUCCUCAUCCUCCCUGGAGAAGAGUUACGAGUUGCCCGACGGCCAGGUUAUCACCAUUGGCAACGAGCGUUUCCGUUGCCCCGAGACCCUCUUCCAGCCGUCUUUCAUUGGUAUGGAGUCUGCCGGUAUUCACGAAACCACCUACAACAGCAUCAUGAAGUGUGACAUCGACAUCAGGAAGGAUCUGUACGCUAAUAACGUCUUGUCUGGUGGUACCACCAUGUACCCCGGUAUUGCUGACCGCAUGCAGAAGGAAAUUACCGCUCUGGCUCCCAGCACCAUGAAAAUCAAGAUCAUCGCCCCCCCUGAGCGCAAGUACUCUGUCUGGAUUGGCGGUUCCAUCCUGGCCUCCCUGUCCACAUUCCAGCAGAUGUGGAUCAGUAAGCAGGAAUACGACGAGGCUGGCCCUUCCAUUGUCCACAGGAAGUGUUUCUAAACGAAAAUUUCCCCCAAAGUUACCCCCUUCCCCUCCCUCUCCCCUUCAUGCCAAAACCAGGCUUCUGGCGAACCCAGACAGCUUCCCUUGAAUUAUUUCAAUGUACAGUUUGUUUACACACAAGUGCAAUUUAUAUAUGGAUAUUUAUUGGUUUAUAAAUAAAAAAAGACCCGGGACUUGCAACGCA
Molecule: messenger RNA, 1473 nt
Organism: Anguilla rostrata (American eel)
Lineage: Eukaryota; Metazoa; Chordata; Actinopteri; Anguilliformes; Anguillidae
Product: actin, alpha cardiac muscle 1
Exons: 7
Coding region: 153-1286 (377 amino acids)
Biological process (GO): actin-myosin filament sliding; actin filament organization; heart contraction
Cellular component (GO): actin filament; sarcomere
Molecular function (GO): myosin binding
Source: RefSeq, a predicted model, not a curated record